This is a messenger RNA of Trypanosoma grayi, 6288 nucleotides long. RefSeq lists its product as hypothetical. NCBI's taxonomy places the organism in Eukaryota, Euglenozoa, Kinetoplastea, Trypanosomatida, Trypanosomatidae. The coding region runs from base 1 to 6288 and encodes 2095 amino acids. The record is from RefSeq and is a predicted model, not a curated record. Gene Ontology annotation, biological process: regulatory ncRNA-mediated heterochromatin formation. Gene Ontology annotation, cellular component: nuclear RNA-directed RNA polymerase complex; nucleus. The transcript has a single exon. Gene Ontology annotation, molecular function: zinc ion binding; helicase activity.
AUGCUGCGCGUGGAUGGCAACAUGGUAUCUAUCACUUUACUCAUACAAAACCCGGGACUAGAGAGGGCGCGCAACAGUGGUUAUGGCCGCUGGUGCACAAACCCCGACCCACACAGGCCGGAUAAUUGUAACUUCUUGCACCGCAAGGAACGACAUUCGGGUGGUUUCAGAGUAAACGAGUGUGCCCUGGACACGCUGUUAACACUAGUGGAGGCGCCUGACCCUUCCCAGGUUGUGCUGGGUAGCGAGGAGCAGAUGAUGGGCUUUAAAGAGCUGCUCCGCACUUCAUCGGUGGUACGCCGUCUGCUCCCCGUUGUGUGCAAAAUCGUGCAUUCAUUUUCCGGCGAAGGAGAUCUUUCUCCGGCCAAAGUUGAGGUGCGCUUGUGCUGCGAUGUGUGGGUCAUCCGGUGCACAGAGAAAAUGGAAGACCUCCGGAAGUGGACAGCAGGCGAACAAGAACAGAUAUUUGAGCUGACAUACGAUCUCUACAAGCGGGAUCCAACGUCUUAUGACGGCCGCCGGGCCCUCAGCGAGGCUUCAGUGCUUCCGUUGGUGCCUGAGGACAGGCGGCGCGAGGCUACUCUACUUUUGCAGGAAUUAGAAGCUCACAUCAAGGAAGCCGAGGCCGACAAGGAGGGAAAGCAGGUGAAGAAGAGAUACACCGUCUGCCAGAUGUACAAGAACGAUAUGAUGCCUAUUUCUGCCAUAACUGUGCUGCCGCACACAGCCGUAGGGCUUCGGGAGGGGUAUGAGCGGCUUGAGGAACUUCCAGGCGUGGUAGUGGACCGCUUCAUUCCCAGAGAACUAGGCGGCCUCCACCUGAGAGCGCUUUUCCAUCUUUCGAGGGCCGAUUGCAUGCACUCGCUAAGCGAGACGGUAGAGCUUCUGCAAGAAAAGGGAGGGAGUUUUCUUUCCUGUCGUGAGGCGAAGAAAUCAGGGAUGAAGAUCGAGGCGUACAGUGUGCUUUUCUCUGGCAUUCAGCCAAGUCCCUACGACGGUGUUCUUUUUAUAUUCCGCCUUCCGCCACGGAGGGUUACGCACAAGGCGAGAUUUCUCAGCGGUGACCUCGUCGUAUUGUGGUCGGGCUCAGGUGAGCCAGCUGCGCGUAAUUUCAUUGUUGGAGUUGUUAAAAGGAUCAAAGAUGACGUGGAGGUGGCGGUAUCCCCCGUGGAUAUCCUAAAGUGCCUGCCUUGUGUGAAGGCGGUUGCAAGCUUCGCAAUGAUUCGUUGCCCGACCUUCUAUCUUCCAACGGCAUCUAGCCUGUGUGCGCUGCAAAUGCAUGAAAAGCGUUUCGCCGAUGGUGUGGAGCCGGCACUCCUUCGGGCCGUGAUUACUGGGGAAGGUGCUACAAAUGCGCCUAUUUAUCUUCAAGACAAUCCUUCGCUUCAGAUUGGACUCUACGUUACACUUGGGCCUGAUGUUGAUGAUAUGCAGCCCGCACUGGGGGAGUGGCGCAGCGAAAACUGGACGGAGGAGCUGGAAAGAAAAACUCAUUUGGAUUCGAAAGGCAAGAAAGCGUUGCUUGACGGUACCCAGUUGGCUGCCCUCAAGCAUAUAUUUCGUAAUCAGGUGGCUGUUGUUCAGGGCACCCCUGGUACCGGAAAGAGCUUCGUGUGUGCGAAGUUUCUUCAACUUCUGUUGGAGAACAAGCAGCGCCUGGGGAUUGGGCCCAUUGUCGUCAUGACGUACACCCAUCAUGCCCUUGAGAGCACUAUUGGGAACCUGAAGUCGCUCCUUGGGGACAACUCUGACACUAUUGGGAUCCUCGGACACGCGAUUGAUGAGGAGCUAAAAGAGUAUGAGGUCCGUCUUCCACGUUCGAGGCGUACGAUGGGAGAGGAAUUUUACACCCUUGUGAGUCAAAUCAGCAGUCUCAAGGAGACUAAUGUUGUUACAGAAACCGUGGAGGACACCAUAAUGGUUGUAUUGCAAAAAUACAGGGAAUCUGCGUUGCUUACAAAGUGGCUGAAACAACAAACACAUCGCCGGCAUACAAUGCAGACACUGAAGUUGGAGUGUGAUUCAAUUCAGAAAGAUAUUUCAGCCAAGCUUCUUCUGAAUAUGCCGAAGAAUGUAAUUUUUCUUGAGAAUCAGCUGAGUGCGCUGCAGCUGGGAAUGUGGUUCGGUGUGGUUGACGUAAUUCCGUACCUUGGAAGUGAGUGCGGUAUUAAUAAAGAGAAUUUCCUUGCUCAAGUUCGGGCUAUUAAGAAAGACGUGACCGAUGCUCAUGGGAAUGUGUGUGUAACGCCUGAAGUUUGUGUGUACCUCCAGGAGGAGCUGGGGUACCUUGCAGACAGCUUUGUCGGGCGGGCGAAGCAAGGACUGUUGAGGAGAUCUCUGCCUCUCUUUGAAGCGGCGAUUGAGCGGCUGCUAGCAGCAUUGAAGAGAAUUCAGGAAGCGGAGAGCAAAACAUUCCUGGAAGAGUGGCGAAACGAGAAAUGCGACUUCUCUCCACUUCCAGAAGUUGGGGAAAAUGUUAUGCACAAUGCCGCUGACUACCAUAACUCGGGUGGUCCAAAGGAAGAUUCUGCUCUGAAUAAUUUUGAGGCAUCAGCGCUGGAGGAACGGCGUCGCGAGCGCGAUGUUGACGAAGAUGAGAACUUUGAUGAGGCGCAAGUCCCGAAGAUAUCGCUUCUGGCUCUCCCGUUGGCAGAAGAACGGAAGCGGUACGUGCACGACGCUUCUGAAAGGCUUGCUAAUGUGGGUCCUGGAAUUGAACGUUCAGUGUUGCUUAAUGUGCUUCGACUGGAAUGUAUCUAUUCCCUCCAGGAGAGACUGAGCUAUAUUGUUGAGGAGAUGGAGAAGGAGCACUUGAAACUGCAGCUCGUGGAUGGAAAGAAACAGUCUUCUUGUUUGGUGGAAUAUGGCGUCAUUGCUGCCACUUCAACCAAGAUGAUGGAAGUGAUCGAAACGGUCCAGAAGUGUGGGGCCUCUGUGCUGGUCGUGGAAGAGGCCGCAGAACUCCUUGAGUCGCACAUUCUGGCGUGUAUCACGGAGAGUAUGCAGCAUAUCGUGCUGAUCGGAGACCACAAGCAGCUGAGGCCAAAGGUGAGUGAGUACAUAUUGGAGCGUCGGCACAACCUGGCCGUAUCGGCGAUGGAGCGACUGGUGUUGUCCGGCCUGCCGUGCGUGACGCUCACCAUGCAGCGCCGCAUGACCUCCGAGAUAUCGUGCCUCACCAAGCCCUACUACCUGAGGAGUUGCGUUGCCGGCGACUGCCCUGUAGUGAUCGAGGACCACCCGCGGACCUCCAACAUUCCACCGCCCUUCGGAGUCUGCAGAGCUACUGGCAGCCCACACCGACUUUACUUCAUUGAUCAUGAUGGCAGCGGUGAAAAGAAAGAAUGGAUUUGUGGGGACAUGAUGAGUCCACAAAACUCUUUCGAGGCGAAGUUUGUGAGCUGCAUUGCGCACUAUCUGUGGAACAUAAACCCGGCAAUGAGCAUCACAAUCUUGGUGCCAUACAAUGGUCAGCAGUUUGUAGUAUUCAAGGAACUCGAAAGAAUGGGAGUUCCGUGCCGUGGUAAGCAUCAGAGAAACAAAGCAGGUGUGCGGCUCAGCACUAUCGAUGACUACCAGGGUGAGGAGGAUGAUAUAAUCAUUCUGUCGUUAGUGCGUACUGAGAAGCCGGGAUUUCUUCGACUGGAAAAUCGCUCCUGUGUAGCACUGAGCCGGGCGAGAAGUGCCCUCUACGUUGUCGGCUGCAGCUCGUUGAUGUCAGAUGCAUGCGAUUUGUGGAAGCAUCUCAAAGAAACAUGUCUCAGGGAUGGCUGUUUUGGCACACACUUUCCGGCACGCUGCGAUUCACACCCAACACAUGACCUCUCCUUUGGCAGCAUUAAGGAAUACGAGAUGAAGCGGGCAUCAUGUCCUGAGCGAUGCGACGCUGUUCUUGAGUGCGGUCACAGAUGCGAAGCAAAAUGUCAUGCUCACAGAGCUCAUCCGAAGUGUGUAAAGCCGUGCGAACGGACUGGUAACGUGUGCAAUCCACCACGACCUUGGUGUCAGCACCCAUGUGUGAAUUUAUGCGGAAAUAAUUGCGGUGUAUGCACCGUCAGGGUUGGGCACAAGUACGAGGAGUGUGGUCACACUGUCAUGAUGCAAUGUCAUAUGCUAGGAGAUGUUCCUUUGUGCAGGGAGUUGUGCACCAAAGAGGCGCUCUGUGGACACGAGGUGAGUGCACCCUGUAUGGAUCAUGCGAAUGGAACAGCUGUCCGGAACUGCGGAGAGAGAUGCAGUUUGCACAUGAGUUGCGGGCAUGUUUGCCGGACAAAGUGCCACUUUGGUAUCGAUGACGAUCACGGACAGCGUAUUCAAACUUGCGUUCAGGAGCGGAUCAGCCAGGCUCCUUGCGGACACAACGUGAAGCAUCGGUGCAAUCAGAAGGACCUUACCGGACUCUGCAAUGCUGUAUGUGGCAGGGAGGUCUUUGCGUGCCGACACAGACGGCGCUGUGCACUCCAAUGUGGUCACACGGGAUCAUGUAACUGCAAAGAGAUAAUAACAGUGAAAUUGCCCUGCGGUCACGACAGUGAGGAACACGACUGUUGUGCACCCGACCCGCCGCUCUGCACUUCACCAUGUGAAGCCACAUUGUUGUGCGGGCAUCGAUGCAAGGGGAAGUGUGGUGUGUGCUCACUGAGGAAGUUCCACAGCGGAUGUCAAGAAAAAGGAAAAGCACUUGUGUGUGGACACGCGAGUAAAGUGGGCUGCACUGCCGUUGUGGACCUCUGUGAGGAGCCAUGUUCAUUUUGGUGCGGUCAUGGCAAGCCCUGUGGAGAGGUAUGCGAGAAGGCAGUGCACACCUGCAGCAGUGGUUGUCCUGCCAAAAAGUGCAUGGAACCAUGUGCGUGGAGUUGUCCGCACGGUGCGUGCGUGAAGAAGUGCAACGAGCCGUGUGAGUUCGGUGGGGAUAAGGAUGGAUGCUGGCGACGGUGUUCGGAGAAGCUGCCUUGCGGCCAUCAGUGUUGUGGCCUGUGCGGGGAGACAUGCCCCACGUUCUGCUGGGAUUGUUAUGUCGAGGGUGUCCCGAACACUGUUUCACUCGCGCAGAAAGUGCAUACCUUCAUAGGCGACAGCGACGAGGUACGCCUGGGAAAGCCCGUGGCCGAUGACGGGGAGCCUCCGUUUCUUGUUGAGUUACCCUGCUGUGGUUCAUUCCUUCCAGCGAGGGAGCUGCUCAGCACCUUUGCGGCUAAGAAAUCAGAGGAGGUCGGCGUGCACACGUGUCCUCUAUGCCGGGUGGUUCUGCAGCCAAUGAGCUUCCGGCACGGUGGUUACUUUAUCAAGCAGCAACUUUUGGCGGCUGAAAAGGUAGCGGCACGAAUCGACGAGGAACUGCAAAAGCUUAAGAAGUCAGCGGAAUGCUGUGUGGAUGAAAUUCUGGAAUAUCUCGCUGAAACUAAUGUGCAUACUGGUUGCUUAGAACAAUUACGAGGAAUUAUUCAACAAACUCGUGAAAGACUGAAGAAACAAAACAAGUUUGGCAAGGGGAAACCGAAAUCUGGAAUCAAACUGCCUCAGACUGACAUUCCAGGUGCUUUCGCUCGUCAUUGCGGAGAGAUUUUUCUGGAGAAGAAAUGGAUCUCUCUGCUGCUGUAUCACCUGCAAGUGUUAGAAGUGGGUCUUGUAAAACUGAGGAAAAGCGACAGUAAUAUUGCGCGCAAUGCCGAAAUGCUUUCCCGCGCUGCUUUUUCAUUUGUGAAGAUGCACGACGAAAGAGUGGGUAAGGGAACCGGUGCGUCUGAGAUGGCAGAGCGAGUGCGGGCAUUCUGCUCAAGAAACCUGGCAGAACUGGUGGAUGAUCCGGGUAACUUAACGAAAUCCUUGCCAUCUGCGCAGAAUAAUGAAGAGGUGAAAAAGUUUGCGCAGAGAGUGGAGUGGACAAGCUACCUGCACAAAUUGGCGCAGUUGCCUGUGGAAGUUCCAAAAGCACUGUCCGAACAUAUUGAAACAGCGAUGUGGUUUGCGGCACAUGGUAUUGCCCCGGAGGAGGAGGAUAGGGCAAAGCAAGUGGUACUGUGCUUUUCUCAAAGAAAGUUAAUUGCAGAAACUGUGCGGUAUGCUGCAAAGUCGCUCGGCCUUUCCGCUGGGCAUUGGUUUCAGUGCCCCAACGGGCACAUCUACGCCAUUGGGGACUGCGGCGGCGCGAUGGAGGAGGGGUGGUGCCCUGAGUGCGGAGCGAAAGUUGGUGGCAGACAGCACCGCCUUCGGAGUGACAAUGCAUUCGCUGGCCACUUCGUCGAUCCUGGAGCAACGCCGAGUUGGCCCACUGCACUAGGGCGGUGA